AUGGUAUCAAACAAACUACGCGUCGGGGUCUGCGGAGGCGGCAUGGGAGGCUUGACCGCAGCAAUUGCAUGUGCCCGAGCAGGAGCCAAAGUGACACUGCUCGAGGCGGCGCGGGAGUUGGGUGAGAUUGGAGCGGGCAUCCAGAUGUUCUCCAACGUGUCCCGGAUUCUCAUUCGGUGGGACGUGGACAAGAUCAUCGGCGACGAUUUGGUUGCCGUGGAUGAAAUCAACACUUGGGGGUUGGACGACGAGUUGCUGGCUCGCUUCGAUCCGAAGGAAGGCCGCAAGCUCACCGGGUUCCCGCACUGGGUCGUCCGUAGAGACCACCUCCACGCAGGGCUGACCGAGUGUGCUCGACGGAACGGUGUCGACCUGAUCGUCGGAUCCCGCGUCCAAUCUCUCCAGUCCUCCGAGGAAGGAGUCAAAGUCACGACAGUCCAUGGUGUUGAGCAUACCUUUGACCUGCUCAUCGGGUCUGAUGGCAUCAGGUCGACCAUCCGUCAGAAUUUGUUUCCAGAAGCGGUCCCCACAGCUGCGUCCACCGUUGCGGCUUUCCGUGGAGUUCUUUCUUACGAAGAGGUUUUUGCCCAAGUGCCCGAGGCGCGAAUGUGGCUGCGAAAUACGGCCGACGCUUGGAUCGGGCCACGAGGCUAUAUCCUCCUCUAUCCCCUCUCGGCGGGCCGAGAACUGAACGUGGUGGCCAUGUUCCAGAUGGACCGCGUCGUCACAAAGGCUGAGGAGAUGGACCUUGGAGAGUUCCGCGACCUGUACAAGGAUUGGAGUCCAUUUGCGCGCAAAGUCCUGGGGCUUCUCAAGAGUACCCAGAUCUGGCCGUUACUAGUACUGCCACCCAUGAAGUCGUGGUCCAACGAGCACAAGAACGUGGUCCUCCUCGGGGACGCCGCUCACUGCAUGCAAAAUCACAUGGCUCAAGGUGCCGCCACUGCCAUGGAAGACGGGGUGUUCCUGGGGACCGUCGUCGCCGAAGUGGUUCGAGGGACCAUUAGCCUUCCCACAGCCAUCGAGCUAUACGAGAAGAAGCGCAUGCCCCGUGUGUGGACUAAACAGCAGAUCUCUUUUGUCAACGGGACAUUCAACAUGGCCGGGGGAGAGGCGGCGAAGAAACGGAACAAGGCUUCUCGACCUGAAAUUGCCUGUUUAGAUCGGAAUAUCAUCCAACCCAACAAAUCGCUGCCGCCGACAUAUCGAACCUGGCAACUAGCCUUCAGCCCAGUAAGCGUCCCAGGUAUCAUGUACUUUGACGCCGAGGGAGAUGCAGACAACGCAGUGUGCGAGUAUUUGCAGGAGACCACGCCGAUGGACGAGAAGACUCUGGUGACGAAGGGCCUCUGGGACAAGUGGUGGGGGAUCAUCGACAACAAUGGUGUCGAGGAUGGUUCUGACAAGGUCAACGGCGUUUCAUCCUGA
This is a messenger RNA of Fonsecaea erecta, 1428 nucleotides long. RefSeq lists its product as hypothetical. The coding region runs from base 1 to 1428 and encodes 475 amino acids. Gene Ontology annotation, molecular function: FAD binding; monooxygenase activity. The record is from RefSeq and is a predicted model, not a curated record. The transcript has 3 exons. Lineage: Eukaryota; Fungi; Ascomycota; Eurotiomycetes; Chaetothyriales; Herpotrichiellaceae. Gene Ontology annotation, biological process: secondary metabolite biosynthetic process.